GGAGCCUGAUACGACAUGUGACAGGGUAAACUGAAGUGGUUACUCUGCCCGUUAGAAUGAAAAUCUACCAGGUUUCAGACAUCUCGAACACAGAGUAUGAAUUCACCAAAGGUGUCCUGGGGCCACCUGGGACUCUCACCUGUUACUAUUGUCUGGCUGUACCUAUGGUCUCAGAUUGGAGCUGCUCCUAAUUUUUCAGAUUACCUGCUGAAGGUUUUGCAGAACCACACGGUGCAGGCAUGUGACGGGGAGCAGUUGCCAAUAAACUGCCCACCUCAGAGCACCAUCAGUGUUCUGUCUGCCUUCUACGGGCGUCGGAUCGCCAGCCAACGUCUGUGUCCCACUGCAGGAAACACGACCAGCGAAAGCACCAACUGCAUGGCUCGCACUACUGUACCGAAAGUGUUUGACGAAUGCCAGGAACAACGCUCAUGCCAGCUCUCUGUCAACAGUCGGGUGUUUGGACUCGAUCCCUGCCCAGGAACCACCAAAUAUCUGAUCAUUUCCUACAAAUGCAAACCCGAUGGGCACAAAAGGAAAGCUGUAUGUGAGAAUGAAAAACUGCGUCUCCACUGCAAGAACCACACCAUCCUGGUCAUUUAUUCUGCCAGCUUCGGACGAUCCCCGAAUGGGAAUGUGGACUGUCCCUCGAUCAACAGCUCAGCACCGGAUAUUGAAUGUUUAUCGUCUACUGCCCUAAGACAAUUGUCAAUGAGAUGCCAUGGGAAACCCAACUGCACGGUCAUUGCCAAUGUGCUGAGCUUCGGCAACCCCUGCUUUCCUGGAGUCCGCAAGCAACUCAAAGUAGCGUAUGCCUGCGCUCCAAAAAGGCUGUUUGAAGAGGCCAGUCAAGAAUCGGUGAAGCCUUUCUUAAUAUCAGAUUACACCCACGGUGGCUGGUAUAACGGCCCAAGAAUGUCGAGGCUUCAUGCAAAAGAUGCCAUCAUGAUUGUUAGCAGUUCUUGGGCCACUCUUGCCCACAUUAGGGGUCUCCCAGAGAAGGUAGCCUUGUACUUUGUGUCUGGGGUGUCCAUUGGCUUAGUCUUGAUCCUCUGCACGUUUGGAUUCCACAUGGCAGUGCUAAGAGACAUCAGGAAGCUCUGCAGUGAGCCGGACGAUGACAACCAAGGUUCUGAAGAUGGACUUACCAAGAUUCGAGAUGACGAUGACGACGACUCCUCAGACACCUCAUUCCGACAGCUGACCAGGCAAUACAGGACCUCGGACAACAUCUUCAGCCCCCAGGUGGCCGCUGUGAUGAUAGAGAGAGUGGAGCAAAAGGAACAAGGCGACAAUGAAAUGUGGCUGAAUAAAGAAUCCAGCCCAUACGCCAUCCCAAACCAUAACCAGCAUUCCAGGUGAAGGAUGAGGGUAGGAUUAUAUGGCAAAGGGCAGGAGUAAGUUUCUAAAGAGGUUUUCAGUUUCUCAGUGAUGGUGAAUGUGCAACAAACACACCAUAUGGUGAGGUUCGCUCUAAUACUGCACAGUGCUGCCAUCUCCUGGGUAUAUGUGCUUCUCUCAAGUUUUCUCAUUUCUUUUCCUUCAGCCAUAAAGCAUUCACUUCAAAUUAGUGAAUUUUUUAAAAUAGUUUUCCCUUCUAUUUAAAAACAUCCCUUGUUUUUAAUAUAAAAAUGAAUUGCUUCUCUCUUCCCAGACCUUUCCUGCUUUGUAUUUCUGAUUUCUUCUCCACAGGUUAGGUAUUAUUUCCUGCUGGUCAAUAAACUUAUCAAUACCGAUAUUGUAUGCUUAUAAUGAGGAAAGCACUGUGCCACUAUAGGUAAAUGGUCUGACCUGCAAAAUGCCUUGCCCUUUGUGUUUCUUUCAUUCUUCCUCCACUAUAUUUUUGCCUCUUUGACCAUUUAUUUUUUCUUUAUAAUUAAGACAUGGUGCGCAGCGUGUAAAUAAUCCAAAUCUUUUAUACUAAGGUCCUCUUGUGUGACUCUAAAUGGCACCAUGUUCACUUUUAGCUGUUAUACCAAUGAGCUUCUGAAAGAAAAAAAUAUCCUACAUCAAAAUAACACGUUUGACCAAUUGAUCUUGGAAAAUGAAAGGGUUCAAACACAACAGGGACAAGUUUAAAUUGGGGUUUUUAUAAUCUUUGCAUUUAGGAGUAAGGAGGGAAUUAGCGAGGAGGGAGGCCAGAUGGAAGUUUUUGACUCUUGAAGAAUAAUAAGCAGACUCAGUUCGCAGGACGAGCCACUGAAAUUGAGAGCAUAAAUAAGUUCAAAGAGGAAUCAGAAAGUAGACUUGAGGGGUGUAAUAGCCUAUACUUGUUCUUAAAACCUUUUCUGUUCCAUUGGUCCACUAACCGACAUUGUUAAAAGAUUGCAACAAAAACUCUAAUAUUCACUUUGAACCAAACGUCAGCUUAAUAAUAGUUGCAUUGCUGUGAAGUGACCCCAAUGUUCGCUUCACUAAAACAUCAGUGACUUUACCCUGCUGCACAAUUUCUUGCUGCUUUUAAUUGCGAAUAUAGGCGAUUGGAAUUGUGGAAAUGUUGUUCAGCUGGUUCCUGCCGUUAAUGUUCUGUAAUUUGAUAGGAUUAAAGCCAUAUUGCACCUAA
Messenger RNA from Callorhinchus milii (elephant shark), 2563 nucleotides. Its product is annotated as protein eva-1 homolog C. The transcript has 8 exons. The coding region runs from base 97 to 1362 and encodes 421 amino acids. Gene Ontology annotation, molecular function: carbohydrate binding. NCBI's taxonomy places the organism in Eukaryota, Metazoa, Chordata, Chondrichthyes, Chimaeriformes, Callorhinchidae. The record is from RefSeq and is a predicted model, not a curated record.